This is a messenger RNA of Drosophila navojoa, 2786 nucleotides long. It is a transcript of the gene slim, whose product is annotated as scruin like at the midline. The record is from RefSeq and is a predicted model, not a curated record. Gene Ontology annotation, biological process: positive regulation of stress-activated MAPK cascade. Gene Ontology annotation, molecular function: protein binding. Lineage: Eukaryota; Metazoa; Arthropoda; Insecta; Diptera; Drosophilidae.
AUUGUGUUUCUUGAACUGCAGCUGAAAUGUCGUGUGUUUGCAGUGCCUAAGCAUAAUCAUAUGUGCAAUAACAUCAACAACAAAACAAAGAGUUAACUAACUAUAUUAAGAAUCUUCUUAGAGCAAUCUGCUUAGAGAUUUUUAAAAAUAUAUAGCAAGAAAUUGUGUGUUUAGGCAGUGCGUAAAUUUUUCAACAUUCACAAUCAUACAAAAAUACAUACAGACAUACCUAUAUAUACAUAACGUAACAUGUGUGAGCGCGAGUGAGAGCAAAACGUCAACAUGACAGCAACGACAACAACAACACUAGCAACAGCAAAGUAAUAAAGAGAGAGAGAUAGAAACAGAGUGAGAGAGAGAGAGCCCCCAGCCAGCUGUGCAGGUCGUCGUGGUCGAUUUCUGUUUUUAGGCUCCCCCAAUAAGGAACAAAAAUUUUCAGUCAAAAUUUAGUUAUUUUCAUUGAUCAACAGCCGAUCGAGUGUCAUAGAAUAAAUAUUUUAAUAAAAAAUUGUUCGUUAUUUAAUUAAUUUUGUAAUACAAAUUGUUAUGCACAUAUUCAAUCUGUACAAACUCAAGUGCAUCAUUUUACACACGCUGCGUCAGACUUGGACUUGGACAUUUGUUGUAUUUGUCGCCAAGCUACUAAAUAAUUGGUGUCGCAGACCGAUCGAUCGCCCGGAGCAGCCGCAGCUCCAUAAUAAUAACAACAACAAUAGCAACGUAAUGGAACAGGAAAUCCAAGACGAGGCGCCAGAAGCGCCAGAACAACAUCAACAGGAGCAGCAACUGGAUCAGAAUGCCAUAAUCAAUGCAAUUAUUGCAGACGAGCCAAUGGAUGCUAGUGAUGUGGAGAACGAGGAUGCUGACGACGACAUCGAUCUUGAUGACGAGGAGGGCGAUGUUGAUGACGACGAGAACGAUGUCAGCGAUGAGGAUGAAUCUGAUCCCGAAUUGGAGGAAAUGUAUUCCGAUAACGAUUGGACCACAUCGAACGAUGAGAGCGAAAUGUCGACAACCACAUCGAACGUCGGCCUGGGACCGUUUGAGCCCAUAAUACCACAGUCGACGCGACCAAUGUACAGCUUUCAGCCAGCGCGUUUGAUCAAGUGCCAGUUUAAGGAUAAGCAUUGCAUUGGUGGCUUUCCGCUUGGACGCAGUGGCCAUCGUAUCAUUGCAUCCAAAUCGCAUCUCUAUUCCCUUGGUGGCUAUAAUCCGCGCAGUGCACUGACGGCCGCCCGGCGCGGCAGGUGUCUGCUCUUCCAGGAGCUCUGGAGCUACAAUUUCGCCACAAAUCACUGGACACUGGAACUGAAUGCGGACAACGCCAGCAAUAUGCCCACAGAGCUCGCUUCCAAUGCGCUUGCCAUUCACAACGAUGUGCUUAUUUCGCAUGGUGGUACAGGGUAUCCCUUUGGCGAGUCGUGUUCGAAUGAUUGCUACGUGUACCGCACGAAGGACGGCAAUGUUGGCGUCGAACGCUUGAAAGUCAGCGGAGAUCUACCGACGGCUCAGUAUGGACCUGGCAUUGUUAUACAUAAGCAUUAUUUGUAUACCAUUGGCGGUACGACUGGCUUCGAUUAUUCCUGUGAUGUUUAUCGCUUGGAUUUGCGCACCAAGGUGUGGGAGAACGUCUACAUCUGCCGGCCAGAGAUGCGCGACGAUCCGGAGGGACGCUAUCGACACGAGGUCGUCUAUGAUGGCAAGCAUAUCUUUGUGCUGGGCGGCGGCACCUCGAAUUCUGUAUAUGAUCUGCAGCGUAUACCAGCCUAUAAUUUGGAUGCAAAUAGGUGGGAUUACUUUGAUACACUACCGGAUCGGAGCAGCGGCGCAUGGAGCGAAAACGAUAAGGGCUACCCGAGACCGCGCAAAUGCUUCUCCUGUGUGCAGCACCAGUCAUCCAAUGGCGACAUUGAGGCCUUUAUUACUGGUGGCUUGCAGGGCGACUUUUCGACCUAUUUCUCAGAUAUUUGGAAGCUGAACUUGCGCACCAAACAGUGGACCAUCAUACAGACGGCCAGUUUGCCCCGUGCUCUGUAUUUCCACUCGGCAGCCCAUUCGGGCAACGGCUGCAUGUACAUCUUUGGCGGCAUCGAGUACAACGAUAAGGAGACACUGAAGCGUCGCAAUGAUCUCUACAAAAUGUGGAUGACCAUACCAAAGUUAAGUGAAAUCUGCUGGGAUGCCAUCACCUACUACAAUGAUAAUUUGGAUCUGUACGACCGUAAGACUCUGCUAAGUGCUGGCAUACCCAAAAGUUUUACCGAACGCCUGCCGCCGCAACGCGUCCUAACUGAGAAGGGUGAACCGGGCUCGACCAUAAUGACAUCGUUGUACUCAAUUCCGAAGCGCGCCCGAUCCCAAAUGCAAUAAUUGGCUAGCUUCAGCAAUUGAGCUUUAAAUCCCAAUCCCUGCCCAAACAAAAUAAAGUUGUGAAUUGAGAUUAUGGCGUGAGUGAUUGUCCCUGUGGUGGAGCUAUGUUUCGUUUUUUGGUCCAAGUCUAAUCAAAAACAAAUGCAAGUUGAAAAGAAAAAAUACAAUUUUUAGUUUUGUGAGCGCGCGCUGUGAUCGAAUGCGAAAAACAUUUAUAUUUAUAUAUACAUAAUGUGUAUUUUGAUAUUUCGUAGAGUCGAGUGGAAAGGCGAAACAUGUUUUAUUUAGCAUGUAAAUAAGACGUAAAUAUAGUUUAGUUUAGGCAGGAGGCGAAUUUCGAUGGGAUAAAUUUUACGAACAAUAACCGGAAUAACAAACCAAAAGAAAACAAAGAGUCCAGCGCACACAAACCAAUU